Acomys russatus (golden spiny mouse) is the source of this 933-nucleotide messenger RNA. Its product is annotated as olfactory receptor 2A12-like. Gene Ontology annotation, biological process: G protein-coupled receptor signaling pathway. The coding region runs from base 1 to 933 and encodes 310 amino acids. NCBI's taxonomy places the organism in Eukaryota, Metazoa, Chordata, Mammalia, Rodentia, Muridae. Gene Ontology annotation, molecular function: olfactory receptor activity; G protein-coupled receptor activity. Gene Ontology annotation, cellular component: membrane. The transcript has a single exon. The record is from RefSeq and is a predicted model, not a curated record.
AUGGGGAUCAAUCAGACACGAAUCACUGAAAUGAUACUGCUGGGAUUCCAGGUUGACCCCUCCCUGGAAAUGGUCCUGUUUGGCCUGUUCUUGCUGUGUUACAGCCUCACCUUGAUAGGAAAUGGGGUCAUCCUGGGCCUCAUCUGCCUAGAUGCUAGGCUGCACACUCCUAUGUACUUCUUCCUCUCACAACUGGCCGUUGUUGACAUGUCCUAUGCCUCCAGCACUGUCCCUAAAAUGUUGACAAAUAUGGUGCUGCACCAAAAGACCAUUUCCUUUACUCCAUGCCUCCUUCAGACAUUUUUGUAUUUGGCUUUUGCUGUGACUGAGUGUACGGUUCUGGUGGUGAUGUCCUAUGACCGUUAUGUAGCUAUCUGUCACCCUUUGAAAUACACACUCAUCAUGAGCUGGAGAGCAUGCACCAUCCUAGCUGCCACUUGCUGGGUGUUUAGCUUCCUGUUGGGCUCAGUCCACAUCACUCUCAUUCUAAGACUCCCAUUUUGUGGGCCACAAAAAAUCAACCACUUUUUCUGUCAAAUCAUGUCAGUUUUCAGAUUGGCCUGUGCAGACACAAGACUCAACCAAGUUGUCCUCUUUGCUGGCUCUGUGAUGGUCUUAGUGGGGCCCCUGUUCUUGGUGCUGGUCUCCUACACACGCAUCCUGGUGGCCAUCCUGGGUAUCCAGUCAGGGGAGGGCCGCCGAAAGGCCUUCUCCACCUGCUCCUCACAUCUCUGUGUGGUUGGACUCUUUUUUGGCAGUGCCAUUGCCAUGUACAUGGCCCCCAGGUCCAAAAAUUCUCAAGACCAGAGGAAGGUAUUGUCACUGUUUUACAGCCUUUUCAACCCUAUGCUCAACCCUCUGAUCUACAGUUUGAGGAACACAGAGGUGAAAGGUGCAUUACGAAGAGUUCUUUGGAAGCAGAGAUCACUUUGA